UUGAUGAUGGUGAUGAUGAUGAUGGUGUGGUUGUGGUAUUGACAUUGGAUAUACGAUAGAUAAAAGAAAGAAGAAAUGAAAAAAAUGAUGUCUAUCUUUGACUUAAAUAGACUUUUUAUUCCAUUCCAUUUAUAGUCGAGAAAACAAAGACUAUUUCGUACGUCAUGUCUUUGUAGUCGAAAAGAUACACAAAGAGCGGAGAGCUAAUUUAUCUUUGUCUUUUUCUAUUCCAAUCAAUCUCUUUUCUUUCCUUUUCUCUAUUUUCUUUGUUGGUAAUCAUGGCACCUAUUUCUAUAAACGUUAGACCUUCUACAGGUCAAACAUUCAAAGUACAGGUUGAUGCUGAGGAAACAACUGUGCUUGGACUAAAGGAAAUCAUUGCUACUUCAAUGGGAGAUGUGUCCUCUAAUGACCUCAAAUUGGUAUUUUCUGGAAGAAUACUUAAAAAUGAAGAUAAAUGUAGUGACUAUAAAAUUGCUGAAGGAAAUACAGUCCAUGUUGUUCGUUCAGGCACCAACCGUGCUCCUGCCAAACCAAAAACUACAGCAUCACAAGAACAAGAGCAAGAACAACAGAAACCUCAACCUCAACCACAACAACAACAACAGCAACAGCAGCAGCAGCAACGAUCUACACCUACCACACCUAGUUUAUUCAAUUUACCUGGGCUUUCAGGAAAUAUGAAUCCUUUUGGUGGAGAUAUGGGGAUGCCCAAUAUGGACCCAGAACUUAUUCGUCAAAUGAUGGAUUCCCCUUUCAUGCAGGGCCUUUUAGACAAUCCUGAAUUCAUUCGCUCCAUGAUUAUGAAUAAUCCUCAGAUAAAGGCAAUAGCCGAACAAAAUCCUGAGGUGGGUCAUUUGAUCAGUGAUCCUUCCUUUUUACGACAGUCUAUUGAAAUGAUGCGAAACCCAGAAUUAAUGAGAGAAAUGCAAAGAAACAACGAUCGUGCUUUAUCCAAUAUUGAGGCCAUACCUGGUGGAUUCAAUCAUCUAAGACGUAUGUAUAGCACAAUUCAAGAACCCAUGGAAUCAGCCAUGUCACCUGCUGGCCUUCGUUCUUCUGAAGAAGCCAAUGAACGAUUAGCCAGACAGCUUAAUGUCAGUAGUGUUCCUGAAAACUCAUUAAACACUCAAGCUUUACCUAAUCCAUGGGCAGCUACACCGCAACAGCCACCGCAGCAACAGCAGCAACAAAAUAAUAGCUCAAGUGCAACACAGCAACAGCCUUUUGCACAAAACCCAUUUGCUUCGUUAUUUGGGGCGCCUACGUUUCCUCUCGGUCAACAACAACAACAACAGCCUUCUCAAUCAGCCGAUAAUCAACCCUCUUCUACAACACCAUUUUGGGCAGACCCAAACUUUAUGCAAGCAACAAUGAGAUUACAACAGUCCUUAUUAGCGGCUCAGCAGAGAAACAACGAAAGUACCAGUCAACCUAAUUUAUUCCAGCAAAUGAUGGGUAUUCCUUUCAACAACGACAUAUUUGGAGCACAAUCGCAAACACAGACACCUACUGAACCACCUGAGGUUCGUUUUAGAGAUCAGUUAGCGCAAUUGGAAGAAAUGGGAUUUUCGGAAAAGACGGCUAAUGUCCGUGCAUUGCUAGCAACAGGAGGAAACGUAGAAGCAGCGAUCGAAUACUUACUUACUUCAAGCUAA
This is a messenger RNA of Rhizopus microsporus ATCC 52813, 1658 nucleotides long. RefSeq lists its product as uncharacterized. NCBI's taxonomy places the organism in Eukaryota, Fungi, Mucoromycota, Mucoromycetes, Mucorales, Rhizopodaceae. Gene Ontology annotation, cellular component: cytosol. Gene Ontology annotation, biological process: ubiquitin-dependent protein catabolic process. The transcript has 7 exons. Gene Ontology annotation, molecular function: polyubiquitin modification-dependent protein binding. The coding region runs from base 279 to 1658 and encodes 459 amino acids. The record is from RefSeq and is a predicted model, not a curated record.